UGCAAAAUUGAAGUCUGAAGGGGAAAAAAAAAGGAGAAAAACCCACCGCCCGCCCAGAUCACCGAGAUCGACGGCGAAGGUCAAGGCGGAGGAGGCUUCCCGAUCCUCCCGCCGCCGCCGCGAGCCAGGGCUACAAAGGAGGCAUUCGAGUUAGUGCCUGGAUUAAGUCGGCAGCAUGUCCUCGAAGAAUAUAGAGCUCGACCACAAGGAUAUGGUCCAUGAUUCUGCCUUUGACUACUAUGGAAAGCGUCUUGCCACAGCCUCCUCAGACUCCACUGUGAAGGUCAUCAACAUUGGAGGUGCAUCCACCCCAUCCCAGCUGCUUGCAACCCUCAGUGGCCACUAUGGACCUGUGUGGCGUGUUGCAUGGGCCCAUCCCAAGUUUGGUUCGCUUCUUGCAUCCUGUGGCUAUGAUGGCCGCGUGAUAGUUUGGAAGGAGGGUGCAGCUGGGCAAUGGUCUCAAGCCCAUGUGUUUGACAACCACAAAUCUUCAGUUAACUCCAUUGCUUGGGCUCCGUAUGAUCUUGGUCUUUCCCUUGCCUGCGGGUCUUCGGAUGGGAGCAUCUCUAUGAUGACCAUGCGCCCUGAUGGAGGAUGGGAUUCUGCAACCAUCGAGCGAGCACACCCUGUUGGCGUUAUGGCAGUCUCAUGGGCUCCAGCAAAUGCACUUGGUUCCAUUGUUGGCUCAGGGGAACUAGUCCAGAAGCUUGUCUCUGGUGGCAUCGACUCUGUUGUCAGGGUGUGGGCUUUUGUCAGUGGUAGCUGGAAGCUGGAGUACGCUCUGCCCUCUGAGAUGCACACGAACUGCGUGAGAGAUGUAUCCUGGGCACCGGUUUUGGGCCUGGCGAAGUCGACCAUUGCCAGCGCCUCUGAAGAUGGUAAGGUUGUCAUCUGGACCAAGGGAAAAGAGGGCGACAAAUGGGAAGGGAAGGUGAUGCACGACUUUGAGGCUCCGGCAUGGAGGGUAUCCUGGUCAUUGACUGGAAACAUAUUGUCUGUGGCGGCCGGCUCCGACAAUAUCACACUGUGGAAGGAAGCAUCAGAUGGUCAGUGGGAGAAGGUGACCAAGAUUGAGUCUUAGAAUGCCUCAGAUGGCCUGCAGUUUCCAAUUUGUCUCAGAUUCAGUCAGAUACAUACAUGUUUCUAGGAGCAAUGGAAUCCACCAGUGUACUGAACUACUCCCUCCAUCCUAAAAUGUAACUACUUAGGAUGGAAUUUGACCUCUCUUAAGAUUACGAAUCUAGACAGUAUCAAAUCUUACCCUAGAUAGCUGCAUUUUGGGAUAGAGGGAGUAGAACUGAUAGAUAAGUAGAUAACCACACUCACUUCCUAUCCAUUUCUCCAGCUGUCGUUUCUACCUGGGCACCUGUGCUAUGUCUGUUUACACCUUUAAAUUUACUCAAAUGAUGAGACAUCUACGAGAUGACUAUAAUAUCUUGGGUUUUCAUCAUGUUUUUACAUAGUCGAAAUAAAGUAAUUUUAUCC
This is a messenger RNA of Oryza brachyantha (malo sina), 1485 nucleotides long. RefSeq names its product protein transport protein SEC13 homolog B-like. The transcript is spliced from 2 exons. Gene Ontology annotation, biological process: COPII-coated vesicle budding; protein import into nucleus. NCBI's taxonomy places the organism in Eukaryota, Viridiplantae, Streptophyta, Magnoliopsida, Poales, Poaceae. Gene Ontology annotation, cellular component: nuclear pore outer ring; COPII vesicle coat. Gene Ontology annotation, molecular function: structural molecule activity; protein binding. The coding region runs from base 176 to 1081 and encodes 301 amino acids. The record is from RefSeq and is a predicted model, not a curated record.